Molecule: messenger RNA, 4010 nt
Organism: Hypanus sabinus (Atlantic stingray)
Lineage: Eukaryota; Metazoa; Chordata; Chondrichthyes; Myliobatiformes; Dasyatidae
Gene: tubd1
Product: tubulin, delta 1
Exons: 9
Coding region: 94-1443 (449 amino acids)
Biological process (GO): mitotic cell cycle; microtubule cytoskeleton organization
Cellular component (GO): cytoplasm; microtubule
Molecular function (GO): structural constituent of cytoskeleton; GTP binding
Source: RefSeq, a predicted model, not a curated record
UCCCCUUCGUCUCUGCGGCCGGGGGUGAAAGGCCGAAGCUGAAUUUCUCGAUUGCGAUCCGGCGGUUUGCUUCCCUCAGGGGGUUCACCUGUCAUGUCUCUGGUUGUCAUUCAACUUGGCCAGUGUGGGAACCAGGUUGGGAAGCAACUGUUUGAAGCAGUAAGCACAGAUGGGCGGAGUGGCCCCAACGAGAGCAAGUGUUACUCCAGCAUUUCACAGGAGCGAUUCUUCAGCAGCAGCACGGACGGAGUACCAGUAGCUCGGGCUGUUCUUAUUGACAUGGAGCCAAAAGUCAUCAGCCACACUAUGUCUAAAGCUGCAAACUCAGGGAGCUGGAGAUAUGGAGCUCAAUCAUCCUUCUGCCAGAAACAAGGAUCCGGAAAUAAUUGGGCAAGUGGGUUUUGCGUUCAUGGUCCCCGACACGAAGAAACUGUGAUGGACCUGGUCCAACGGGAGGUUGAGAAAUGUGAGCGGCUCAGUGGUUUCUUGACGAUGAUGAGUCUGGCUGGAGGGACUGGGUCCGGGUUGGGUACAUUUGUUACUCAGUGCCUGCGGGAUAGAUACCCACACUCAUUGAUACUAAAUCAACUUACGUGGCCUUAUGGAACUGGAGAGGUAAUUGUCCAGAAUUACAACACAGUGCUGACAUUGUCUCACUUGUAUCAGUCAUCUGAUGCACUACUCAUUCAAGAGAAUGACAUAAUUCACAGGAUUUGUUCGCAGCUAAUGAAUAUAAAACAGAUCUCCUUCACAGAUAUGAACAAAGUAAUUGCUCAUCAACUUGCAAGUGUCUUGCAGCCAGCAUGGACCAGGCUGCAUGCAACAGAAUAUAGUUCAAAUCCUCUUGGUGAUCUGCUGGAAAGUUUGGUAACUCAUCCAGAGUAUAAAUUACUAGGCUUGAUGAACAUCCCGCAGAUGUCUGACAUUUCUUUGCAGUUCAGUACCUUUGCCUGGCCAGGGCUACUGAAGCACCUGCGACAAAUGCUGAUGGCCAAUACAAAAAUGGAAGCAGGUAUUGACUGGCGAGUGAAACUUCCCCUGAUAGGUCUUCCCCCAGCUGCAAGAGUUUCACAAAAUAAAGAACUGCAUGUCAAUAUGUCUCUGGCCAACCUACUGAUAUUGCGAGGGAAAGAUGUUCAGGAAGCUGAUGCAGGCAGUUUUCAGGAUCGAGCACUGUACACUUCCUGGAUGCCUGUGGAUACUGCCUUCAAUCUCUGGAGAACCUCUGUACCCUUCAAUAAGUAUGAGAAAUCAGCCACUCUUGUCAGCAAUAGCCAGUGUCUCCUGAAACCUCUGGACUGUGCAAUCAAUAAAGCUUGGGACAUGUUUGCCUCCAGGGCUUAUGUGCAUCAGUAUGUGAAACAUGGAAUCUCAGAGGAGGAAUUUCUAGACAGUUUUACAACCAUGGAACAAGUCAUCGCUAGUUAUUCUAGCCUUGGAUAGAUAAUGGUGAUGUGAGAUGUUUACAACUACUGCUCCGAGUGAUAAGCAGCAUAUUGCAAGUUUCACUCAAAUCUUAAUGACUCCAGGUAUUAACAAUUAAAAUCUUUGUAAACUUUGAACUAUUUUUCUAUGAUGUAUUUAAGAUUUGUCCUAAUAAUAUGAAGAAUAUAAUACAAAAUAUUUCAGUAUUAAUUGUCUUUCCUGUUUUCUUCUUCUAAAUGUCCAGUCAAAUUUUAGCAACCAAUGAGCAAAUACCUGUUGUUUGAAUCAGUGAAGACACCUUGUAGAAAAUAAGAUCUUCAUAUUGAUAGUUCAGGAAAAAGUCAGUGAGAUUCCUACGUUGACAGGAUGUCGUCUAUUGGUGAGCAAAGUCAGGCUGUUCAGUCUCAGUGAGCUGUAGAUGGAAUGCACGGUCUUGGUGAGCUUUGGAAGUUUUCAAAUACUUUGCUUCUCCAUUGCCUACAAGGAGAAGAAUUCCAAAGACUCUCAAGAUUUGCCCUUUUACUUUAUGGAAGAGCUGACCCCUUGUUUUCAAACCAUAGCCACUAGUUUAGAUUUUCCCAUAAAUGAAAUUGUCCACCCAAGAGUGUAGGAUAUGUAAGAGAUAGUGAUUUAGCACAAGACACAGUAUAAGAUGGAACAGUUUCACUGAGGCUUGGGAUGCAAUGCUUCAGUUAUGAAGAAAGAACAUGGAUUUCAAAGAUAAAAGUAUGUUUAAUAUCAGACUAUGUAUACAGUAUAUGUCCACAGACAAACUGACAUACAUCCCCAUAGAACGAUUGAAACAUCAAAGCUCCCCCUUCGCUUCACACAAUUCUUUCAUAAAAGAAUUGAUCCCCUCACCCCACCUGUGCCAGCAGAAACACUGACCCCACCACAGCACUAUGUGAGCAGUAGCAGAAGCCCUUGAUCCCGAAUCCAUCAAACUAGUUCAUAAACUAACCCUUGGGUAUCUCAGACAGGCUCCCUCUCGCCAGUGAGUGGGAGAAAAAGGUGACUGAGUGGAGACCAGAAACCCGCUGUACCAAAUGUUACAGUCUAAUGGUGUUGCAACUCCAAGCCCCUGUCUUUAGGGCAGUCAGUCAGUCCCUCCUCGCCUUCUACCCUCCUCCCCUCUUCCCCCUCCAACCUCUCUCUCCCCUCCUCCUACUCUUCUUCUCCCCAUCCUCUUCUCCCUCUCACUCCCCCCUCCCCCCUCACUCUCCCAACUCCCUCUGUCCUCCCCUCCAUUAUACAACCUUGAGAUUCAUCAAAACGUCAAAAGAACCUAUUUUAUUAAGAAAAAAGACAGUCAAACAUCCAAUGCACAGAGAGAGGGAGAAAACAAAUUGUACAAGCAAUAAAAAUUGCUUCGGAACUGAAGUUUUCCAAAAGACACAAAACCAGGCAUCUCUGCAGCUGGAGCAGGCCACAGCCUCAGUUCAGCAUGGAGGUGAGUAAAUGUCAUGGAGCAGAGAGCAUAACUGGGCAGAACCGGCCCUCGCUUCACCUCCAGUCCAGACACACACUGAUCUUUCCAAUCUGGCCUGGCGCUUAAAACUCUCCAACUGUUCUGGGGCCUGAACCCCACCCAGACAAUUUAACCCAUACCCAACCUUUCCAAUUUGGCCCAGUGCUUAAGCCAAUUUGACAUCAGGACAUUCCCUGAUCUUGACUAGGUUGUAAAUUUGAGCCCAAGCCGAGGCAGUGUGUUGUGUCCCUGAGCAAGGCACUUAACCACGCAUUGCUGCAGUCCACCCAGCUGAAAAUGGGUACUGGCAAAAUGCCGGGGGUUAACCUUGCGAUAGACUGGCAUACUCUCAGUCAUUUCUCGCCAUGGAAACAGGCAUAAGCACCAGGCUGAUGAGCCUAUAAGGCUCUGGACAGACUUUAACUUUAAUAAGGUGUUUAGUAGUUUCCUUAGUUCCUUAUGUAGUCACUGAACAUGUCCAGUGCCAUCAUAAACUGCUUCAAGCCUGCCCUGCCAUUCAGCAUGAUCUUGGCAUAUUUUGCAUCAAUAUGGUGGGACAAAGCCACUUUCUGUGCUUUAUGGCCCUAUGAGUCUAACCUUCUCCUCCUGGAAUUAGUCUAGUAAAUUUCUUUUGAACUACCUCUAUAGCCAGUAUAUCCUUAAACAAGGGUACCUUUGUACACCAGGUGUGGCCACGUAUAAUUGUAAUUAUAAUUCCCUUUUAUAAACACCAACACUAUUGCAAUAGAGCAGUGACCAUACUGGGUUAGGGGCUGGCCCUUCCUGUUGGUAUUUCCCUCCAGUGUUCAAUCAGUGGAAUGACAAACUGGAUUGCAUGUGUUCAUGCCUACAUACAUUCAUUUGCAGAUCGCUCAGAACUGCUUGUUCUUACCGAUGACACCCAUACACCAUCAAUUUACAGGACAUGUUACUCAGGGACUUGGGCUAUAUAUUUUUUGUGUGAUUGUAUGUUUACUUGGUAUUCUGUAUGUGCCUUGUGCUUUGUAUGACUUUUGGUAGUGUGUGUGGCACCUUGGCCCCGGAGGAACGAUGUUUCAUUUGGCUGUAUUCAUGUGUAUUUAUGUAUGGUCGAAUGAUCAUUAAAUGACCAUUUACC